AUGGAGUCCAGAGGGAAGUCAGCCAACAGCCCCAAGGCCGACACUAAGGCUGCGGCCGAGGGCCGAGCCCCCACCACUGUGGACGGGAAGGCCCCGUCCUCUAAGCCAGGGAAGAAGGAGGCCCAGGCGGAGAAGCAGGAGCCACCGGCAACCCCGACGCCGCCCGCUGCCAAGAAGACCCCGGCCAAGGCAGACCCGGCCCUUCUCAACAACCACAGCAACCUGAAGCCAGCCCCCGCUGUCCCCAGCACCCCUGAUGCAGCCCCCGAGCCCAAGGGCCCUGGGGAUGGGGCAGAGGAGGGCGAGGCCCCCAGUGGGGGCCCCGGCGGCCGGGGGCCCUGCCCUCUCGAGAACUUGACCCCGCUGCUAGUGGCCGGGGGUGUGGCUGUGGCUGCUGCAGCCCUGAUUCUCGGGGUGGCCUUCCUGGUCCGAAAAAAAUGA
Molecule: messenger RNA, 441 nt
Organism: Budorcas taxicolor (takin)
Lineage: Eukaryota; Metazoa; Chordata; Mammalia; Artiodactyla; Bovidae
Gene: CEND1
Product: cell cycle exit and neuronal differentiation 1
Exons: 1
Coding region: 1-441 (146 amino acids)
Biological process (GO): radial glia guided migration of cerebellar granule cell; cerebellar Purkinje cell differentiation; cerebellum development
Source: RefSeq, a predicted model, not a curated record